Messenger RNA from Limanda limanda (common dab), 8142 nucleotides. It is a transcript of the gene ylpm1, whose product is annotated as YLP motif containing 1. Gene Ontology annotation, biological process: regulation of telomere maintenance. The transcript has 21 exons. The record is from RefSeq and is a predicted model, not a curated record. Bases 273 to 6704 code for a protein of 2143 amino acids. NCBI's taxonomy places the organism in Eukaryota, Metazoa, Chordata, Actinopteri, Pleuronectiformes, Pleuronectidae. Gene Ontology annotation, cellular component: nucleus.
CGUUGCUGGACUCCUCGGUGUCUCAGCCUAUCGUCCGUGUUGCACAUUGUCCUCCAGCUGAACGUUAUUUAUUUACGCAGAGACGGUUUAUCUGAUGUUUAUCUGAUGUUUAUCAUCCGGGUGUGACGCGGCCUGUUUCCCCAGGGACAUGAACACGUAGCUGUCGGUUCUGCAGAAGGUGGGUCGGCGCUAGCCGCUAGCUUUUAGCUUAGCCUCUCGGGCCGGGCUGUAUGUGAGCACACAGGCCGUGCUCACCGCCUCGCUCUCGAACAAUGUACCCCUCCUGGGGGAAUUACGCUGGAGCUCAUUCGCAAAACUAUGGAGGUCCCGGGCCUCGUAAGCCACCGGGUGCCGCCCCUGCCGCGGGAUUCGGCGGCUUCGAAGCCCCGUCCGGCGGCGGCGGCGGUGCUGGUGGUGGCGGAGGAGGCAGUGGUGGUGGUGGUGGUGGUGGUGGUGGUGGCGGCGGUGCCGGUGCCGGCUCGCUGUUCUCCAGCCUCCAGGAGCAGCACCUCCAGCAGAUGCAGCAGCUGCAGAUGCUGCACCAGAAGCAGCUCCAGUCGGUGUUGCAUCACGGUAACAGCGCCGGGGCGUACGGUGGGGGGUACCCGGGCUCCCAGUGGGACUCCGAGGCUCCGGGACAUCCAGAGGGGGGCGGCAGCGGAGCUCAGACCUACGGGACACAAGGCGAGACCCCGGGCCCUCCGAACAGAGCACCCCCUGCCCCCAAGCCGGGUCACCAGCAGCCGCCUCCGCCGCCACCACAGCCGCACGCUGCCGAGCCACAACCGUGUCCUCCGCCUCCGGAGCCUCCGUCAGCAAAGCCCCCGGAGAAUCACGAUGGUUCCAAAGAGGCCAACAAGAAGGAUGCAUCCAUGACGGAAGACGAAAAAUCUUCAGCCUUACAGGAUCAACAGCAACGUUGGUACAAACAGCAUCUUCAGAAUCUACAUAAGUUGAAGCAAGAGAAAGCCAGACAGAAUCAAAAAGAGGGCGAUGGCCAUGUGCUGCCACCCCCAUGUCAUGCAGUUCCUCCUCCACCUCCGUCAGAACCACCAAGAAACGCACCACCUCCACCCCCACCAAGAGAUGAUCCCCCAGCACCUCCUCCACCACCUGACGAAACAGGGCCUGAAGACCCACAUGACCCAGUGGAGGCUGCCCGCCUCCAGCAGUUACAGGUUGCAGCAGCACAGUGGCAGCAUGUGCAACAGCAGAGAGCAGGCUUACAAUACCAGGCUCUGAUGCAACAGCAUGAGAAGCUGCAGCAGAUCCUGGAGAAAUACCAACAGCUGAUUCAGCAACCAACAGACCUUCAGUCAAUGUCUCCUGAAAUGCAGCUGAGGCACUAUGAAAAGCAACAACAGCAGUUCACCCCCUUAUUUCAAGACUGGGAUCGCUCAUUUGUCCUGUGGUAUGAGCAGUUCAAGACCUAUCCCCACAAAGACCAACUGCAGGACUAUGAGCACCAAUGGAAGCAGUGGCAAGAGCAGAUGAAUGCCACCAAUGCCCACCUUCAAGAAAGGGUGGCCGCUCUGACUGCCAUGGUGCCAUUUCCCUCAGGCCAGUAUAAUAGUGGGAUGAUGGGACAAUAUGGCCAGUUCCCUGGACAAGACAUGAAAAUGCAGCAGCAGUCGCUAAACGUGGGUAUACAGCAUUCUACAGGUGCUGUUGGUCCCAGAUCUCAAGGUCCACCGCCUACUGGGUUUGGGCCACAACAGGAAUCACCUGCUGGACCCCCUGUGAGAGGAAUUGUCCCCGCAGGCAUAGGAGUACAACCUUCAGGUCCCCCAGCAAUUCAACCACCAAGCUUCAACAGUGCACAAGGUUCACGAUUUGACCAGCCACAGCAGCGCUUUGAUGGUCCCCCAAGGUUCGACCAGACACAGCAGCGCUCUGACGGUCCCCCAAGGUUCGACCAGACACAGCAGCGCUCUGAUGGUCCCCCAAGGUUCGACCAGACACAGCAGCGCUCUGAUGGUCCCUCAAGGUUCGACCAGCCACAGCAGCGCUCUGAUGGUCCCCCAAGGUUCAACCAGACACAGCAGCGCUCUGAUGGUCCCCCAAGUUUUGACCAGCCACAGCAGCGCUCUGAUGGUCCCCCAAGUUUUGACCAGCCACAGCAGCGCUCUGAUGGUCCCCCAAGGUUCGACCAGCCACAGCAGCACUCUGAUGGUCCCCCAAGGUUCGACAACCCACAGCAGCGCUCUGUUGGUCCCCCAAGGUUCGACCAGCCACAGCAGCGCUUUAAUGGUCCCCCAAGGUUCGACAACCCACAGCAGCGCUCUGAUGGUCCUCCAAGGUUCAACCAGCCCCAACAGCGCUUUGAUGGUCCUCCAAGGUUCAACCAACCACAGCAGCGCUUUGAUGGCCCCCCAAGGUUCAACCAACCACAGCAGCGCUUUGAUGGUCCCCCAAGGUUUGACCAACCACAGCAGCGUUUUGAUGGUCCUCCACGGUUUGACCAACCACGGCAGCAAUUUGAUGGUCCUCCUAGAUUUGACCAACCACGGCAGCGCUUUAAUGGUCCUCCCAGAUUUGACCAACCACGGCAGCGUUUUGAAGGUCCCCCUCGAUUUGGUCAGCAGCCAAGGUUUGAGCAACCCCCUAGGAAUCCUGGCCCUCCACCUCGAUUUGAGCGCCCACCCUUGCCCCAGCAAAAACCACAGCAAGGUACCCAACCCAAAGCAGAAAUGGCCAUUAAAACACCUGUUGGCGUGGACUCCAAGACAACUGAAAAAUCAGAUGUGCACCCACAAUCGGAAAAAGAAAAUAGCAAAUCAAGGCCAGAUAUAAAGGCCAAAGGUGAAGACUUGACAGAUGACAACUUGCUUGAAAAUGAAGGUUUUUUUGUCCAAAAUGACCCCAUUCCUCAGACAUUACAGACAAACAAAAGUGUAAAGGAGCCAGAUUCCAAUAAAUUGUCUGGUAAUGGUGUAAAUCCCGAACCUCUUAAAAACAAGCCUUCAGUAACUGUUUCUUCUUCUUCUUCUACUGUGGCAUCAAAAACUACUGCUCCUGAUACACCCAGCAAAUCACAGGAAAAAUUGGUAAACAACAAAACCCCAAUGGUUCCAAAGCCCCCAGGAAUCAAACAAGAGCCACAAGCUUCUGGCCAAAUGCAGUCAAGACCAGAGCCUCCAAAACCUAUCCCAGGGAGGGGACGAGGUCAGCCCCCAGUGCCUGUUCAAGUGCCUGGACGUGGCCGCGGGCAGAGGGGCCGUGGAGAGUUUAGAGGAGCAAACACGGUCCCGCUAGGGGGGGAGAUGGCAGAAAUGUCCUAUGACUACAUGCAACCCCAAGAGGACUCAGGGAUACCAGAAGAUCAGGAAGAAAGUCACUGGGAAGAUCCCUCAUACGCGGAGUUUGCUUGUGAGGAUUCUGAGGUGCCUACUGAAGAAAUGUGGAUGCCAGAGGAAGAUCACUUCCAAACAGAGGAAGAGUAUUAUGAAGAGCCAAUAGGAGGACUGCCUAUGGGGAGAGGAAGACCCCCGAUGAUGGGAGGAAGGCCCCCGAUGAUGAGAGGAAGGCCCCCAAUGAUGAGAGGAAGGCCCCCGAUGAUGAGAGGUGGACCUUUGGGUAGAGGAGGGCCCCCAAUGAUGAGAGGAGGCCCACCUAUGGGUAGAGGUGGCCCUCAUAUGGGUAGAGGUGGACCACCUAUGGGUAGAGGGGGUCCUCCAAUGGGAAGAGGGGGUUCCCCAAUGGGAAGAGGAGGAGGACCAUCCAUGGGAAGAGGAGGACCAUCCAUGGGAAGAGGAGAGCCAAUGGACAUGCACUGGGAAGGACCUGAAUCAGCUGAGUACUCGGAGGAAGGGGACCCUUACUGGGGAGAAAGGAGACACUUAAUGAGAGGUAUGAGACCCCCGUUUCCACCUGGCCGUGGUCGCCCUCCACGUGGUCAUCCUGGUUUCUUGCACCAAGGACGAGGACGCCCCCCUCACCCCCCACAUGGGCCAAUGGAUCACGACCCAUUAGGCCACGGAAUGGACACUGAUGAUCCUGAGGCCGAUGCAGCAGGACACCCCAUGUACCAUGGACAUGACCCUCACAGCCAUCCGAUGCAUCCUGAUGUAGGAAGAGGUAGACGUGUGCCACCUCCACACCAUGAAAUGAUGGAUUCAAGGGAGGAGCAUAUGUAUGAUGAAGGAAUGGAUGGCUGGCAGCCACCACAUGGCAGAGGACCUCCUCCGGCUCCACAUGAGUUGAUAGAUAGGGGAGGAGUGAGGAGGAGACCCAUGGGUCGAGGGUUGGGAAGAGGGAUGUGGCGGCCCGGUCCAACGCAUGAAGAAUUUGAAGAGGGGUAUAAUAAGGGUUUCGUUGAGGAUUAUGGUCAUGGUGAAGACAGAUUUAGCUGGCGGCCACCACAGGACGGUCCUCCUAAUGAGGCCAAGUACUACAAGUCUGAAUGGGAAAGAGAUCGUGCUCUACCUGAAAGGGACUAUCCCCCCCGCAGGCCUCCACCAGAGACCUUCAGAGAUGGUCAUUGGCCAGAGGAAAGAGAAAAAGGUCCCCCAUAUCAAUUUGAUGAGCAUGAACGGGGAAGGGGAGAACUUAGAAUCCGGGAAUACAGGGAGGAGCCACCAUACCGCCAGGAGGAGCCCCCAUUCCAACCAUCACCUUCAUCUGAAUGGGAUAGAUCUUCAAGACUCCUUCCACCACCAGAAAGAGGGUAUCCACCUGAAUUUGAAGAUCACAGACCUCGCUAUGAUGAGCACAGGGAAGAGCUUUCUAUGGAUAAACUUCAAUCACCAGCCCCAACUGCACCUGUCACAAACCCACCAGAGAGCUCAGUUGAACCAGCAUCAGGAGCGGCCGGCGCUAAUGUACUUGCUCUCUCCCAGCGCCAACAUGAGAUCAUCUUGAAAGCUGCUCAAGAGCUUAAACUGAUAAGAGAACUGCAAGAGGGGAAGAACCCUGGUCCUGAACCCCAGCCUGCACCAACUGACAUCUUGCCUGAUCUCCCUGCUGGUCUCCUCGGUUUGGAGAUCCCACCGGACGUCAGGAAUGUUUUGAAGGGCAUGAGUGCAGCUGCAAUGACUGCUACAACUGAACCUGUGUCUUGGGAUUUAAAGCAUUCUGCCAGAGAUUACCAGCCAGCCCUCCCUGCUGUUCACACAGCUUCAGUAAUUCCAAAGACUGUGGAAUAUGGGCACGGACAUGAGCCUGGUGCCACUGUUGAGCGGAUGUCUUAUGGUGAAAGAAUUGUGCUGAGGCCUGACCCAGUGCAAUCAGACAGGGGUUAUGAAAAAGAACCUCUUGGUCUCAGAGAUCCUUAUGGCAGAGACCCUUAUUAUGAAAGACGAUCUGACCCUUACAUGGACCGUCGGGAGUACAGUAGAGAGAGGGACUUGUACAGAGAAAAGCCUCCACCUGAAUAUGAAAGAGAUAGAUUUGAGAGGGAGCGCUAUCCUCCAAGAGAAAGAGAUGACAGAUCUCCACUGGCACCACACUUACGAUCAGCGUUCAGGGAUCGAGAGUGGGAUCUCCGUGAUCGUGACCGCAGUGGCAGUCGUGAUCGAGAUGAGCAUUACGGAAGGCCUGGCUACGACAGACCUGCCUACGAGCGGGCCUCACUGGACCGCAGUGGGCCCGAGCGUUACAGUCACAGCUCAUCCCCUUACGUGGAAAGAAGAAGUUAUCCAGAGGACAGAGGGCCUCCCAUUGCACCCCCUCUACCACCACCACCUCAACCCCCCCCACGAGUCGAGAAGAAGCCAGAAAGCAAGAAUAUUGACGAUAUCCUCAAACCACCUGGCAGAUUAUCUCGACCUGAAAGGAUAGUCAUCAUAAUGAGAGGGCUUCCAGGAAGUGGAAAAAGCCAUGUUGCAAAGCUCAUACGGGACAAGGAAGUCGACUGUGGUGGUGCCCCCCCGAGAGUUCUUGUUUUGGACGACUAUUUCAUGACGGAGGUUGAGAAAGUUGCCAAAGACCCAGACACGGGAAGGAGGGUCAAAUCCAAGGGUCUUGAAUAUGAGUACGAGCCGGAGAUGGAGGACACGUACAGGAGCAGCAUGCUGAAGACAUUUAAGAAAACUCUGGAUGACGGCUUUUUCCCCUUCAUCAUUUUAGACACUGUUAAUGACAGAGUCAAACAUUUUGAUCAGUUCUGGAGUGCAGCAAAAACUAAAGGAUUUGAGGUAUAUCUGUCUGAAAUCACUGCAGACAAUCAGACUUGUUCAAAGAGAAAUGUCCACGGGCGUUCGCUUAAGGAUAUAACAAAGAUGUCCAACAACUGGGAGCCUUCUCCACGUCACAUGGUGCGCUUAGAUGUCCGGUCCCUGCUUCAGGAUGCUGCUAUAGAGGAGGUUGAAAUGGAAGACUUCAAUCCCGAUGACGAGCCCAAGGAACCCAAGAGAGAGGAGGAAGAAGAGGGAGAUCUGGGCUACAUUCCAAAAAGCAAAUGGGAGAUGGACACGUCUGAAGCAAAACUUGACAAGUUGGACGGUCUGGGGAGUAGCGGGAAGAGGAAACGUGAAGGUGAAAACGCGUCAGACCUGGAAGACUAUCUUCAGAUGCCGGACGACUAUGCAACACGCAUGUCCGAACCAGGAAAGAAACGGGUUCGAUGGGCUGAUCUCGAAGAGCAGAAAGAAGCAGAUCGAAAGCGCGCUAUCGGUUUUGUGGUUGGUCAAACGGACUGGGAGAGAAUAACGGAUGGGAGCGGGCAGCUAGCGCAAAGAGCUCUCAACCGUACCAAAUAUUUCUAAGACGAUAAUCUUAUCCCUUUUUUUUUUCCUUAUUGAAAGGUGCACAGACUGUGAAAUGUGUCGCUGACGCUCAGUCGCGCCGAAACAAGAGACUCAUCGAGGUGAUGAUCACCUGUAGAUAUCGGAUUCUUAGUUAUUCCUGGAGAAGGAUGCGGUAUAGGUUUCCUUCUUAUUUUUAAAAAGACACUCUGACUAUUCAAUGAAAUUAACUUGUAGAUUAUGAUUCUGUGCUGCUUCUGGUCAUCCUGUAUUCAUUCAUGUACUUUGCUGUUUUAUACUGUUCAUAUUUUAUUUACUGUAUUGUCGCUCUGGUUCCUGGUCCGUGCAGACUUGGAAAAAAGACAAUAAACCUUUCACAAAAUCACCAACCUGGAGGGUUUUCCUGGAGGAUAUUGUGUGUGCUUUGUGAACAAAAGGAACUACAAGUGUUUAUUCUAAUAACGAUAACGGAACAGACUAUAAGGGCUUAAACCUAUAGUUCAUCAAUCUGAUGUGCCUUUGUGUUUUAAUAUGAUUGCUGUAAUCAGGUUUACUGUGAAUGCUUCAGUUAGGAGGAUGAAAGAUAAUAAAUGGCAACAUGACAAACCUGAGAUGUUUUAUGUGCAUGUAAAAUGUCCGGCCAUGCCUUGUUUUGACUUCAGAAAAUUCACAUGACAAUUUCGCACAAGAUACAAUUGUGCAGAUUGCUGUGUGAACGUGCUGAUUGUUGCAUCCCUACAGUUUUACACCUCUGUAGGUUGCCUGCUGGAACCAUAAUGGUGUUUUUUGCAAUUUUCUUUGUCUACCGUCAAUAUCAAGUAGUUUGUCGGUAUAUGGUAAACUAUACCGAAUGGUAAACUCAUCUAAGAAGACUUUUACCAUAAAAAAUGUGUUCGAUUUGUGUUUGUUGCAGUAUUUUCUAUGGCUCAGAUUGUUGUUUGAAUGGAUUUGCGUGUGACAUACGUCAGUGUGAAGAUAUCCGAACAAUCUCACUCCUGUGUUUAAAAACUUGUAAGUGGUCAAAUAUAUUUGGGCAUUAUAUUACAUUUAAAAAGUCCAAAUGCUGCACAUUCCCAGAAUGAAUGGUCACUUUUUCCAGAUACAUGGUGUUUUAGGUUUUAAAGAUGCAAAAUAUGUCUUGGAAAAUGAUACGAAAGUAAAUACAAGAUUUUGGGAUCACGUGGUUAAAGCCUGGUUUCUUCAAUGGCAAGUUUAAUUAAUAAAUAAAUGUAUUUUUAUGAUCCAUUUUUUAAAUUUUAGUUGGUAAUAAAACUUCAAAGUUAAAGUUUCCAUGUUGGAAUAUAACAUUUGUUGUAGGCUCCAUAUUAAGCCGGUCUUCAUCUAUUUGGCCGCAAUAAUAAUGAGAGAAAGCAAAAAAAGUGCCUCAUAAUUUAGUUCCAUAUUAAAUUAAGCUUUAAAAAUUUGGCUGCAAAUGUAUGUUCAUUAUUUACAAGUUAAA